GUGCAUUUUCCUUUAAUGGGGAGGAGGGUUGAGGUUUCCGCCAAGAGGUUGCUGGGAGACGAAGGGGACGUUUUAUAAUUUUCUAAUUUGUCCGACACGAUUUGAAAUUCAAUCCCGGCGCAGCGGAAGGAUGGAGACGACGUGACUGCAGCGAGCAACGCGACGCCAUCUUCGCUGACAAAGAGAGAAGAGCCCAGAUAACCAGUUUCAGGAGUUACAGAAAAAAAAGAAAAACCAAAAAAAAGGUGGAGCCUUUGAGCUUUCACACGCUUCAUCUCCUCCUCCUCCUCCUCCUCCUCCUCGGCCUCCUUUGCAGUUACGGAGAUGUCCGGCUAGCUCAGCCCCCCAGCCUGAGGGCCUGGAUCCCCCGCCCAGGUUGUUUUGGCUGGAUUUGGAUUUUGGUCUUUAGGAUACAAUGGAGAAAGGGGUAAAUGAUGAUCUCACGGAGAAACCGAUAACAUAUGGGCACUUCUAUCACGACACGGGGCAGCCUGGCCAGGAAAACAUUCAUCCUGCAUCUCAGUCAUUUCCUCUAAGAGUUGCGAGCACUCAUGUAGGACCACUUGAGAUAAGUACUUCAGUAGCUAAACCUGUUCUCAAUUAUUCCAUACAGACGGGUGAGGAGUUUGCGCUUGAAUUUAUGCGUGAUCGAGUAAAUACCCGGAAACCUUUUGUUGAAAAUGCAGUCGGUGAUUCCAAUUCAACGUGUUACUUGGAACUAAAGGGCAUUUUAGGCAUCAGCCACAUGGGUUCAGAAAGUGGAUCGGACAUUUCGAUGACUAACAUUGCUGAGAAAGGUCCUAGAGAGCUCGAGAGGAGCUCCUAUCUUCAUGAGGGUUCAAGUACUCAUCCCUCAAUUAGAUCAGUUCCUCGAAUAUCAAGCUGUGUCCCGAGGAAUGCCUCUUCAGGUGCUUCUGAUAGCUCAUCGAUGAGUAUGAAGGUCCUCUGCAGCUUUGGUGGUAAAAUUCUGCCUCGUCCAAGUGAUGGAAAGCUCAGGUAUGUUGGAGGGGAUACACGAAUCAUACGAAUAGGGAAGGACAUUUCGUGGCAGGAGCUUGUGGAAAAAAUGCUGACAAUUUAUGGCCAAACUCAUGUUAUAAAGUAUCAGCUCCCUGGAGAAGAACUGGAUGCCUUGGUCUCUGUAUCUUCUGAUGAAGAUCUGCAGAACAUGAUGGAGGAGUGUAAGGAGCUAGACUUUAGAGAGGGCUCACAUAGGCUUAGGAUUUUCCUUUUCUCCAUGAGUGAUUUGGAAGAUGUUGAGUUGGGUUUCGGGAGUACAAAUGGCGAGUCUGAGAUGCAGUUUGUAGUUGCUGUGAAUGGAAUGGAUAUUGGGUUGAGAAAAAGCUCAAUGCUUCAUGGUUUUGCUAGCUCUUCGACCAAUAAUUUAGAUGAUCUAGAUGGACAGAAUAUCGAUACGGAGGUUAAUGCAACUGGAGUCAGUGUUUCUCCUUUGACUGGAAUCGUUGUCUCACCAUCACAAAUUCUGUCUUCAGCGAUUCUAAGUGAUUCCUCCUAUGCUGGUCAAACUGUUCCCCAGUUCUACGAUGGCCAGAUUUUGCAAAAUGGAGAUACAAAGCAAUACUGCUUGCCCUAUGGGCAUGACCAGUCAACUUGCUCUCUUUUGGGAGAAACUCUCGCUACUAUGCCAUUUCAUGUUCUUACGAAUCAGCAGGGAGGUUUGAUGGAAAUGCAUCAGCAGGACAGCUUGCUUAAGGUGAACUCCAAGUCAUCGUCAAGGAAAGAGAAACCAAAAAACGGAAACUCUGUCCAGCAAGAGAGUGACCCUGAUGGCACAUCUACCUUGAAGAAAGAUCAUUCUGUUUUUUCACAGUCACACGAGAUUGAUGAGAUGGGAUACUCACGGAUUAACAAAUUAUCGGCAGCAGUAGGUGCAACUGAGAAGGACACACCCUAUUUUCCUUCAGACAAUGUGGGGAAAAAUGAGGAUCCUGAAAAGGUUCCCAUAUCUGUUGAUGCUGUUCUAACUUCAGGGCAGUUUCCCAAUAACAGUAACCAUGACAACUGUUCCACAUCAAGUGCUGCUGUUGUUCCAGAUGAAGGUAACUCUGAUUCCAUCCCAAAUGGUUUGAGAUAUGUUGAGCCACCUGUUCCUCCUCCGCGGGUUUAUCGCUCUGAGAGGAUUCCUCGUGAACAAGCAGAGUUACUUAGUCGGUUAUCUAAGUCAGAUGAUUCACUUGGUUCUCAGUUUAUGGUAUCUCAUUCGCAUUUGGACCUUGCACAGCCUGGUACAAGUGCAGACGUCAAUGGCAAUUUGCAGAGAAAACAAAUGACUUCCCAUGUUGAAAUAGAACAGCCCGUUUCUGGUGAAAAUCCUCCAAGUCAAGAACCUCAGACAAUUAAAGAUGGACUUGCACAACUUGAGUCGUAUAGAGAAUUUGCAAAUGGUAUAUCUCAAAUAACUUCAAGAGCCACAGAGUAUGGGCUGGACUGUGGACUUAAGUUGCCAGAGGUGUCUGGUGAUGAUAGAGGUGUUACAAAAGAGACUAGCACUUGCAACUUUAAUCAUCCUUUAGAUGAUCACAAGAAAUUCCCGGUUGUUGAGACUGUUGAAGCUGGAUCCGAAGUAACUUACACUAGAUAUGAUGGUGGUGGCAUAUCUGUUCUUCCCAAGCAUGAGUUGAAAUCAAAGGAAGCAGACAUUCUCAUUGACAUUGAUGAGCGGUUUCCUCGUGAUGUCCUUUCCGACAUUUUUGCCCAAGCAAUAUUUUCUGAAAAGUCAUUGAAUUAUUCUCAGCUGCAUAAAGAUGGGACUGGCGUGAGCUUGAACAUGGAAAACCAUGAACCUAAGCAUUGGUCAUACUUCCAACAGUUGGCACAUGAAGAAUAUAGGAGAAAUGAUGUUUCUCUUAUAGACCAGGAUCAUCCUGUUUCCCCUUAUGAGGUUGGAAAAGCUCGACAGGAUGAUGAUAGAUCUCAUCACUUGACACAGAUAAGACCGGAUGAAGAUCAUAAGGCCAAUGUUAAUAACCCCAUCAUUUGUGCUCAGAAUGGCCCUGAAGAAUCACCCGAAGUAUCUGGUACUACUGACACAUCUGCUUUGCACAUGGAAUUUGGUCAUUCCCAACACAAGAAUGGUGAGGGGUUGCAACUUGAAUCCAUUGCAGAGAACAUUAGGACGCCUGAGUCAGAAUAUGAGGGUCAAAUAGAGUUAAGAAGCACGGGUCUGCCGCCUCUAGAUCCUUCUUCUUUGGGAGGUGUUGAUAUCAGCACUUUGCAGAUAAUAAAGAAUGAAGAUCUUGAAGAGCUCAGAGAACUGGGUUCUGGUACAUUUGGAACUGUUUAUCAUGGGAAAUGGAGAGGGACAGAUGUUGCCAUCAAACGGAUAAAGAAAAUUUGCUUCACAGGUCGAUCAUCAGAGCAGGAAAGAUUAACAACUGAGUUUUGGCGGGAAGCCGACAUUCUAUCAAAGCUUCACCAUCCAAAUGUUGUGGCAUUUUACGGUGUUGUGCAAGAUGGACCUGGAGGAACCUUGGCCACCGUGGCAGAAUUUAUGGUUGAUGGUUCUCUAAGGCAUGUUUUACUCCGCAAGGAUAAGCAUCUUGACCGCCGAAAGCGCCUCAUAAUUGCAAUGGAUGCUGCAUUUGGGAUGGAAUAUUUGCACUCAAAAAAUAUUGUGCAUUUUGAUCUGAAAUGUGACAAUUUGCUGGUGAAUUUGAAAGAUCCUUCGCGUCCCAUUUGCAAGGUUGGUGAUUUUGGCCUGUCAAAAAUCAAACGAAAUACCUUAGUUUCUGGUGGAGAGGGAACUUUACCGUGGAUGGCUCCUGAGUUGCUAAAUGGCAGCAGCAAUAAAGUCUCUGAAAAGGUGGAUGUGUUCUCCUUCGGUAUUGUUUUGUGGGAGAUUCUCACUGGGGAGGAACCAUAUGCAAAUAUGCAUUAUGGUGCAAUUAUAGGAGGCAUAGUAAGUAACACGUUGAGGCCACCCAUACCAGGCUUCUGUGAUCACGAAUGGCGGAGGCUAAUGGAACAGUGUUGGGCACCAAAUCCAACUGUUAGGCCAUCCUUCACAGAAAUUGCUGCCCGUUUGCGAAUCAUGUCUGCAGCAGCAGCAGCAAGCCAUGGGAAAGCCCAUGGUCAGAAAGCAUCCAAAUGAUGCCAAUCGUUGAUGGUGGAACAGUAUUUUUUGUGCACUCAUCUGUUCUUGCCACAUUUCAUCGAAACGAAAAAUUCAUUUUAUUCAAAUUUAAUUGCAUGGUCUUGGAGAAAGGUAGCUUGUAUAAUGGGAGAAUUAGCUGCUCCACAUGUCUGGAGUUGGCAGGACCUUGUUGAAACUGUCAAGACAGAUCAACAUUGACCUCGUACAUCAUGGGUGAACGAUCAAUGGUUCUUUCAUGGUAUAUGCUGCUUUUGUGAAUUUCUGUCUGAAAUAUGCACGCUGAUUUAUGGGUUGCGGUGGUA
Eucalyptus grandis is the source of this 4416-nucleotide messenger RNA. RefSeq lists its product as uncharacterized. Lineage: Eukaryota; Viridiplantae; Streptophyta; Magnoliopsida; Myrtales; Myrtaceae. The record is from RefSeq and is a predicted model, not a curated record. Gene Ontology annotation, cellular component: cytoplasm. Gene Ontology annotation, biological process: protein phosphorylation; signal transduction. Gene Ontology annotation, molecular function: protein kinase activity; protein binding; ATP binding.